This is a messenger RNA of Pediculus humanus corporis (human body louse), 177 nucleotides long. RefSeq lists its product as uncharacterized. The transcript has 2 exons. NCBI's taxonomy places the organism in Eukaryota, Metazoa, Arthropoda, Insecta, Psocodea, Pediculidae. The record is from RefSeq and is a predicted model, not a curated record. Bases 1 to 177 code for a protein of 58 amino acids.
AUGAAUCUAACGUUGAUGGUAGCUACAAAUUUGGUAGUACAAGAAGGAGCACUUAAAGACCUCGUUGACGAAGAAGGAAAACCAGUCAAAGGCGGAGUUGCUAACGGUGCUUAUUCUUACGUUGGUGACGAUGGUCAAACCUACUCUGUUUCUUACGUUGCUGACGAAACCGGGUAA